AUGCUCGCCCUCCAACAACAAGGCGCGCACCUCCCGCUCCGUUGCCUCGCCCAGCCAGCCCGUGACCUCGUCCAGCAGCACGACGCGCGCGCCGCGCAACGCCGCCACCCCCAGCGCGAGCAGCUGCUGCUGGCCCGGCGAGAGGUGCAGCGCACCGAGGUCCGCGGCGAGCCCACCCCGCGGCGCGACCACGCUGUCCCGCAGGCGGGAGCGGGGAAGGAGGUCGGCGUGGACGAAGCCCGGGAGGGGGACUGGGGGAUGCGGAAGGCAGGCGAGGCGUCUGCGGAUGGUGGCCAGCGGGAUCGGCCGAUCGCCAUCACGAGCUUCCGCGCCCUCACCGCCAACACGGCCUCCCUCCCCCGGGCCACGGGUUUAGCACCCGCGCACCCCUAUGACUCUCCGGAUCGGCAGCGUGCCAGCCGCGAUGCACGUGGGCCGCCACCUCCCGCAGCCCGCGCUACUUGUCUUGUCACUAUCUCUCGGUCCUGA
Thermothielavioides terrestris NRRL 8126 is the source of this 489-nucleotide messenger RNA. RefSeq lists its product as uncharacterized. Bases 1 to 489 code for a protein of 162 amino acids. Lineage: Eukaryota; Fungi; Ascomycota; Sordariomycetes; Sordariales; Chaetomiaceae. The record is from RefSeq and is a predicted model, not a curated record. The transcript has 2 exons.